Amoebophrya sp. A120 is the source of this 761-nucleotide messenger RNA. The record is from the annotation of a GenBank genome assembly. Lineage: Eukaryota; Dinophyceae; Syndiniales; Amoebophryaceae.
GGACUAACCGUCUGCGCGAGCGCCGGCUUGCCCUGCUAGAGGAGCACUGGAUGCAGAUCGCCGCCCUGCGCUGUGUCAACCGGCUCUGUCGCGUGGAGCCGAGUUACUGUGCGGAGUUCGCGUCUUUUGGGAUCCAAGUCAGCGAGUCUUUCAACAUGAACCCCAUAACCACGUCGAAUCCAGCAGCAAAUAGCUUCGGUUCGUUUGGCGCCGGACAGCAGCCGCAAAACCUCUACUCGACUGGUCGCGGUGGUGGACUGCAGGGCGCAAACAGCCAGGCCCCCGCUGCAACGGUCUUGUAUGCGGAAGUGCUGUUUUUGCUCGCGACUCUGAUCUCCCGAGCACCCUACGCUACCACGAUUCGGGUGAUGCAGAGACUCAACGCGCAUGCGAAUCAAUGGUAUAAAAAAUUUUGAGCAAUGAAUUACAUACUUCUUUGCAACAGGAGAGCCAACGUGUUUGUUCUAGGUGAACGCGAGGCAGUUGAUGUCAUCGUGCAAUAAACUACAGUACAAAUUUCAGCAACUACACACGAAGCAAGUGUAUUGCACUUCGUAUGCUACAUCCGGAUGAAGGUCGAACGGUCAAGGAUAGCAUUUUCACCUCUGGGUCUGGUGUCCUCACGCAACAAGAUUGCCAAAUGUAUCAAAAAACCAAAUUCAGGUUCAAUUUCGGGUAUCUUUUCGAACUUCUUCCCCAGCAUUUCGAGCACUACGUUCACAUGAAAGCUCGGAAUCCGGACCUGACUAGCGAAGAGUCCC